Molecule: messenger RNA, 3648 nt
Organism: Dictyostelium discoideum AX4
Lineage: Eukaryota; Evosea; Eumycetozoa; Dictyosteliales; Dictyosteliaceae
Exons: 1
Coding region: 1-3648 (1215 amino acids)
Source: RefSeq, a predicted model, not a curated record
AUGAAAGUAAUAAAUAUAAUUUUAUUAAUAAUUUUAUUUAUUAUUAAUUGUGAAAAUGUAAAAUCGAUUGAUUGUUCAUACAAACCAGAAAUGAUUAAAAUUAAUUCUUGUAGUCUUCAAGCAAGUUUGGAAGUACAAGAUCAAUAUUAUUCAUUUGAAAAUGUAUAUAUUGAACCAUUUUUACUACCAAUUAAUAGUGAAAAUUCUUUUUAUUAUAAUUUAAAUAAUGGUAUUGAAUAUACUUUAAAUAUUCAAAACAAGGGUUGUAAUAAUAAUGUAACAGAAAAAUUUAAACCAACUGGAAUGUACUAUGAAUUAAUUACUCAACCAAAAUGUAUGAAUACUUUAUUUAAAUUUAAUCUUUUUUAUUAUUACCUCAAUGGAAGUUCAAUUACAAUCUCGACAAAACAAGGUAAUUUAGAAUAUUAUAAUUAUGAUAAAUCAUGUAAGGCUAAUUUUGUAAUUGUUCCUCAAAGUGUAACAAAUGGUGUUGUUCAAAAUGGUGCUGUGAAAAUAGUUAAUCCAACAUGUGGUUUCAACAAUGGUAGUAUAACUGUUGACUUGACAAAAGGCUAUUCAAAUGUCCGUUUAUUCCGUUUCAAUGAAGGUGAAUUAGAUGAUGAAGUUCAACCAAGUAAUAUACCAGGUUCAUUUUUGAAUUUACCUUAUAAUAGUUAUGUGAUUUCUGUAGAAUCUGAAGAAUGUGGUAAUGAAAUUGUAAAUAUUGAACUUAUUAAUACUUUACCUACAUUAAAUGUUGAAAUUAAAGAAGUUCCAAACUUUUUUGAAGAUUCAACUUUUUCAUUUUCAUUAUCAUCUGGAGAACAAGGAAUUUUAAAUAGUACAAAUGCUUUUGUUUUCGUUAAUGAAAAUGACGAUGAGCCUAUAAGUAAUUGGACAGAUUAUACUGCCCGUUUCACAAGUGGAACUUUAGAAUAUGGUUAUUAUUAUAAUGUUGAUUUUUUACCAGGCAAUGAAAAAUCAUGUGAAACAUUCGAAUAUGUAAAUGGAGUGAUUCCAGCAUCCGUAUUAAAGUAUACAAUUACAAAACAUGGUGAUAGUUGUUUAAAUGACCUCCUAUUGACAGUUUAUCAAUUUUCCAAUAACCCAAUUUCUUUGUAUGAUUUCAAUGCUGAUAGUAUGAUGACAUUUGGGGAUGGUGGUAAUACAACAGUUAUACCAUAUAAUAGAGAUUUUUCAUUACAAGAGAAAUAUGCAGGCCCAACCCAAUACUUUUCAACCGUAUAUAAAGUUCCAACUUAUUCACUUGUUGAAACGACAAAAGGAGGUUUAACUGGAUGUUGGAGAACUUUUAAUAUUACAAUUAAUGACUAUGAAAGUUUAGGUGAUCUAGAAUUAGAAUUUAAUUACAAAACUGAUUCUAUUUACUAUCCAGUAGAUGGUGUUUUUAUUGAUAUUCCAAGUGGUCCUUAUAGAAUCUCCUAUUUUGUUGGAGAUUGUGAUACUAAAUCAUAUUUCACUAUUUUAAAUUCUAAAGAAGAUGAAUGUAAUCAAGAUGUUAUAUCCACUUCAUAUAGAAUUCUUCAAAAUGCUACAUGUUCGGAACCUUAUGAAGUUGAAUUUACAGCAUCAACUCCACUUGGUUUGGUUAGUUAUAACUUGAGUGUUUAUUCUCUUUCCCAUGUUGAUGAUAGAUAUGAAUUUCCAAAUAGUUUAGCUUAUGUUGAUGUAUUAUAUUAUAAUCCAAAUACUUUAAUUUGGGAUGAUAAAGAAUUUAAUAUAUCUAUUGGACAUGAUGCAAAAUGUUCAUUCACAUAUGGUACAAUAGAAUUAGAAAUACCAAAUGAUCCAUAUAAUCCAAAUAUACAAUAUAAUGUAAAAAACGUUUUUGGUAAUGAUGGUAAACCACUAAGAAGUGCUGGUCCAGGUUUAAAUUAUUUAAUACCACCUGGUGAGAAUAAUUUAAUCGUUCAAUAUUUUUAUGGUGGUAAUUAUAAUAACAUAUGUUAUAAAUCAAAAUCAGUUAACAUUAAUGCUGAAAUAUCAAUUAAACCACAAUAUACUUCAAAUGCUAAUACCGAUUGUCAAACACCAAAUGGUAAAAUCAUUAUAUCAAAUUAUCAAGCAUUUACUAAUAUUACAAUUGAAUUAUCAGAUCAACAAUCAUUCAUAAUUGCAGUUAAUGGUGAAUUAACCAAUCUUAAAGGUGGUGAUUACAAUGUUUUCUUUGAAUCAGAAUCAUGUAGUGGUUUUGUUACUAUCAAUGUCCCAACAUCUGAAGAUAAUGUUGAAAUUGAAACAUCAAUACUUCAAAAUCCAUCAUGCCUUGUAUAUUUCUCUCCAGGUAAUUCCGAUGGUAAAAUUAAAGUUAAUGUUAAAAAAGAUGGUGUACAAUUAGACAAUUUAAUAGUUUCAGAUUUAGCUGAUUCACAUUCAGAUAAUAAUGUUUUUAUUGGUGGAAAGGUUGGUUUAAAUUCAUUAAUGAUUAAAUCAGGUAAUUGCACUUGGUAUAGAGAUGUCAAUGUUGAAAAAAUUGAUGGCCCAAUGUUUUCACUUGAAACUCUACUCAAUGAAAGUUGUGGUUGGCCAAAUGUUUAUAAAUUAAAUAUUGGAAAUCCAAAUGUCGUCAUUAAACAGACUAGUUAUUCCGAUAGUAAUAAAAACUUUUAUCAAGGUUCCUAUUAUUUUGUAUUGUCAAGUAGUACUUCCUAUUCCCUUCUACUUCAAUGGAGUACAAUUUGUUCAGAAAGUUUUAAUAUACCAGCAAAAAAUAAUAUUCAAGAUUAUCAAGAAUAUCCAAUUCAAUAUGAAAUUGUAAAAGCUGAUAAUUGUCAUUCAUUGAAAAUUGAUAUUAUUAUUAAAAAUAUGAAUGAAUUUUCAACAAUGUCAAUUUUUAGUAGAGUACCAGAAUCAAUUAAUUCAACACAUGCAAUUUUCAGAAAUUUACCACCAAAUAAAUAUUACAAUGUUGAGUAUUUAAAAACUAAACCUUAUUGUUAUUCUUAUCAACAAAUUGGUGAAUAUGAAAUUUCAAGUGGUUUAACAAAAGAAUCUUUAAAAAUUAAAAAAUCAAAUGAUAUGUGUCAUAACGGUAUUGGUAAAAUUGAAAUUCAAACUCCAUUGGAUACUGAUAAUUAUUAUUAUUCAAUGCAAAAGAUUAAUGGUUUAAUGUCAGGUGGUUACGAAACAAAUACUCAUCUCACUAAUGAUAAUGCUGAUCAAGUUUUAUCAAAUUUACCAAAUGGUAUCUAUUAUAUUACUCGUAUUUGUAAAUCAAUUUUAAAUUGUUACAUUAGAGAAAAGGUUGAAAUUAUAAGUGAAAAUCCAUCAAUUCAAUCAAUUACAAUUAAUCACUCGUAUAGUAAUAAAAACAAUGGUACUGUAGAAAUUAAAUUAAAUUAUAAUACAACUAAAUCUGUAACUUUUGAAAUCGUAAAUACUCAAUUAUCAAAUAAUAAUGGUAUUUUCUCAAAUUUAUCUCCAAACAAUUAUCAAAUUAAAAUCACUAUCACUGAUAGAAUGUGUCCUGUAACUUUAUAUGAAAAUUUCAGUAUCAAUUCAAUUCCAACACCAAAACCUGUAGAUCCAUCUAAAGAUCCAUCUGAUGAACUUUCAACUUCAACUUUAAUUCAAAUUAAUCAUUUAUUAUUAUUAUUAAUUAUUUUAAUUUUAACAAUUAUUAUUUAA